Manihot esculenta (cassava) is the source of this 3805-nucleotide messenger RNA. Its product is annotated as myosin-binding protein 2. The transcript has 4 exons. Gene Ontology annotation, molecular function: myosin binding. The record is from RefSeq and is a predicted model, not a curated record. The coding region runs from base 332 to 3202 and encodes 956 amino acids. Lineage: Eukaryota; Viridiplantae; Streptophyta; Magnoliopsida; Malpighiales; Euphorbiaceae.
UAAUUUUGUGCGACUCCAUCACAGACAAGCUUUGGUUUUUACCUUCUCCACCAUAUAAAGUCUCGUUUGGCUGUGAAUCCUAUUCAAGCUCCCUUUUCAAAUCCGAUAGAUAAAUUCACUUCCUCCAUCUACUUCUUGUAUUCUUAUACACGCUCCUUUUCUCCAUUUCUCAUCUGAUAACACUCUUCUGAUGUUCUUCACUCUCUCUCUCUCUCUCUCUGUGUGUGUGUGAUUGAUUACAGUUAAUAUCUUCUUGUGUUUUGAUUUUCUGAAAGCUUUAAUUUUCUCUUUCUUUGUACAUAGCAAGGAUCAAGAAACAGAGCAAUCAUCCAUGGCUGCUAAUAAGUUUGCAACCAUGGUGCAUAGAAACACCAACAAGAUUACCCUGAUUUUAGUUUAUGCAAUGCUUGAAUGGGUUUUGAUUGUUCUCCUUCUUCUAAAUUCGCUGUUUUCUUAUUUGAUUAUCAAGUUUGCUGACUACUUUGGUCUUAAAAGGCCUUGCCUUUGGUGUUCUAGGCUUGAUCAUCUCUUUGAGCCUGCUAAGUUUCAGAAUUCUUAUAGAUCUCUAGUGUGUGAAGCUCAUGCCAUGGAGAUUUCCAAACUGGGUUAUUGCUUAAAUCAUCGAAAACUAGCUGAAUCGCAAGACAUGUGUGAGGAUUGCUCGUCCUCUCCGCAAGCUGAAUUCUCUAAUAAGUUCGCUUUUUUCCCAUGGAUGAAGAAACUGGGAGUGGUUCAAGAGUGUGGUAGCGAUAAGAUUAGUGAAAGUUUUGAGGUGAUUUCCAAGUGUGGUUGUUGUGGUGUUAGCUUGGAGAAAAAAUUAUGUUGUCCGGGUAAUUAUCUGAUGAAGCCUUCUUGGGGGGAUUCAGAUGAUAUCCACAAAGGAAAUUUUGUUUUGGAAGCAGAUUCUGAUUAUAAUAUUGAUGAAGGAGAAGAUCGUUCUGAUAAAAAAACAUCAGGUUUUGUCUGUGAUCGCUGUGGGGAAGAACAAGGGGUUGAUAAAAACUGGGGGGUGGAGGAAAGAAACUGUGAGGAGAAAACAGAGGAGAUUCUCUCAUGCUCUGUUUCUAGCUUCGAUUGCAAGGAGAUGGUUGCUGAUGAAAGUUUUAAAGCGGAAACAUUAAUGGAAAAAGAGCUCGAAUCUGUCGAGAAGGAUGAAUUGAACGUGUCAGUAGAUGAUCCUUCUUGUGAUCAAUCAGGGACGAUUGAAGAAGCUGGUUGCAAGAAAGAUAUUUCCAGUGAAAUUCAACAGCAGCAUAUAGAAUUCUACAUUGAUCAAGAUGAUUGCCACUUGAUUCCAAUUGAACUGAUGGUUUCCAGUAAGCAAAUAUCAGACAGGAAUCAGAAGAGAGAGAAGGAAAAUCGCGGUAAUGAAGAUUUUGUUUUCGAGUUUGAUAAGAAUGUUGGAACACUAUAUGAAUUGGUUGAGGACAGGUUCAAUUUAGACGAUAAAAUCCCGCUGCUUCCCAUCCUAGAGAGUGAGGAGGAAGCCAUGGUUGCAGAGAUGGAAUCAAGUGAAUUUAAUGAGAAUGAGAGUUCCUCAGAGCUUCUUGCUGAUUAUGAACUGAAGGUGGACUUGGAAGAGGUCGCCAUUGCUCAACCAACGCAAACUCCAACUAGCAAUGGCGAUGCUGUUAUUCAAGAAGGAUCAGAGAUAGAAGGAGAGGAAAUGGAAUCAGAUAAAAAUCAAGUGUCUGAAGAAAUUCAUCAAACGCAUAGCAAUGAGAUUGAAGCAGACAUAUCAAUAGGGACAGAGAAUCCUGAUCAUGAACCAGUAGAAGAUUUUCAAAGUCAAGAAGUUCAUAUAAAUGCCCGUGAUUAUCAUGGUUCUAAGCAAGAUGAAGAAGAUUUAGUACAUGUUAGGACCAUAACAGUUGAGACAAGUGAACCAGUGACAAACAAUCAUUUACCAUUGAAUUCAGAGAGCAAUGAUACUGAGGAAGAUAAGAUUCCUGAUACACCAACUUCAGUAGAUAGUAUCCAUCAUUUACACAAGAAACUGCUAUUUGUAGAAAGAAGAGAAUCCGGUAUAGAAGAGUCUUUGGAUGGAAGUGUCAUUAGUGAAAACGAAGCAGGUGACGGAGUUUUGACUGCUGAGAAGCUGAAAUCAGCUUUGAGAGCUGAAAGGAAGGCUUUAAAUGCUUUAUAUGCUGAAUUAGAAGAAGAGAGAAGCGCUUCCGCAGUGGCUGCCAACCAGACAAUGGCAAUGAUAAAUAGGCUUCAAGAAGAAAAGGCUGCAAUGCAGAUGGAAGCUUUACAGUAUCAGAGAAUGAUGGAAGAGCAAUCAGAGUACGACCAGGAAGCUUUGCAGCUUUUGAAUGAACUUAUGGUAAAGAGGGAGAAAGAGAAGGCCGAGCUAGAAAAGGAGCUUGAAGUAUACAGAAAGAAGGUACAAGAUUACGAGACGAAAGAGAAAUUGAUGAUUUUGAAAAGAAGGAAAGAGAGUAGCACACGAAGUGGAACUUCAUCGGCUUCUUGUAGCAAUGCUGAGGAUAGUGAUGGAGUAUCUGUUGAUUUGAAUCAUGAAGCGAAAGAAGAAAAUGGUUUCGAAAACCAUCAAGAUACCGGUAACCAGAACACCCCGGUUGAUGCAGUUCUAUAUUUGGAGGAGUCACUGGCUACUUUUGAGGAGGAGAGGCUAUCUAUUCUGGAUCAACUCAAGGUUUUGGAGGAGAAGCUUUUUACACUGAGCGACGAAGAGGAACAACAUUUGGAAGACAUAAAACCAAUCGAACAUUUAUACGAAGAGAAUGGAAGUUGCUACAACGAGAAUUUGGAUCACAGCAGUGAAGCAAAUGGAGUUGCAAAUGGUCAUUACAAGGAAAUGAAUGGAAACCAUCAUCAAGAAAGAAAAAACUUUGGUGCGAAGGCAAAGAGACUUCUUCCACUUUUUGAUGCAAUUGAUGCAGAAACUGAAGAUGGAAUACAAAAUGGGCAUGCAGAAGGACUUGAUUCUGUUGCAUUGCUGAAAUCAAUCAACAAAUUUGGAGUAGAAAGCAAGAAGCUUGCAAUUGAAGAGGAGGUAGAUCAUGUCUAUGAAAGGCUACAAGCACUGGAAGCAGACAGAGAGUUUCUCAAGCAUUGCAUCACCUCCUUGAAGAAAGGAGAUAAAGGGAUAGAGCUUCUGCAAGAGAUUUUACAUCAUCUUCGCGACCUAAGAAGUGUCGAACACCGCGUAAGGAACAUGGGGGAUGGUGUUCUAUAAUGACAUUGUGCUCAACGAUCUCAAACAAGAUAUCAGCAGAUUCUGAUUAAAACAAAAGAAGAGAACUGAGUUUGUUGUUGAAAUGAUACAAGACCAAAUGCAAUGCCAGCAUUUUCAGCAAAAUAUUUCACAUGGGAAGUCCCUUGAUGGAGGGGGAGGCUUCUGCUGGUCUGCAAGACAUGAAAAUCUCCCUAUUUUCAACUUCUGUUUUCUUUUGAACUUUUUGUGAUUUUUAUAUAUAUAUGUCUCCAAGUAGGCUCAAAUUUUUGGUGGGUUCAGUUGAGUCUGAUUGCCAUCAGCCAAGGUAUUAUUUGUAUUGUGAGGAAAGGCCUGGCUUGCAAAGCUGGAGAUAGCCAGUGAAGAUUCCAGUGCCAGGUACAUAGAAUAGCAGAGCAUUAGUUUAUUUAGACAGUUAGGAUUUAGUAUACUGUUUUUGUCCUUUAUUUUUUUCAAAACAAACUUAUGAGAAAGUAAAGAAAGGGUAAGUAAUCCUUCCUUGUCUUUCUCAUGUUUGCAUCAAAAUUUCAGCAUAUGGGAGUUACUUGUAUACUACAUGUAUCUAUUUGUAAAGUACAUAAACAGAGGUGAGUGUUUGUUUAUUCA